AUGGAGCAAGAUCGAUGCAUUCCCAAAUUAGUGGAGUUUUUCUCCUACACGGAAGAUGUGUUGACCACGAUAUUGGCAUCAAUCUCAGUUUUGUUUUGCUUGUUAACCAUAUUAAUAGUAUCGGUUUUUAUUUCAUUUUGGGAAACACCAAUUGCCAAAGCCAAUAACAGGAACCUUAGCUUUAUUCUCCUUGUCUCCAUCAUGCUGAGCUUCCUCUGUGUGUUUUUAUUCCUUGGACGUCCUGUGAAUAUAACCUGCAUUCUCCGCCAAAUAUCUUUUGCAAUCAUCUUCUCGGUAGCCGUGUCAACUGUAUUGGCCAAAACAAUCAUGGUUUAUAUUGCUUUCAAAGCCACCAAACCAAACAGUGUGUGGAAAAAGUGGAUUGGAGUCAAACUGUCCAAUACCAUAGUCUUGUUCUUUUCCUCUGUUCAAGUCACAAUUAGUAUAAUUUGGUUGACUAUUUCUCCCCCCUUUCAGGAGACCGACACCUAUUCUUAUAUAGGAAAGAUCAUCAUUCAGUGUAACGAAGGCUCAGUUAUUGCAUUUUACUCUGUCCUGGGUUACCUGGGGAUUCUGGCAGCUGUUAGUUUUAUUGCAGCUUAUUUAUCCAGGACAUUGCCGGACAGCUUUAAUGAGGCCAAGUACAUCACUUUCAGCAUGCUGGUGUUCUGCACUGUUUGGAUUGCGAUGAUACCAGCCUAUCUGAGCACCAAAGGGAAAUACAUGGUGGCUGUGGAGGUUUUUGCUAUAUUGGCUUCAAAUGCUGGACUCUUAGGCUGUAUAUUUUUUCCAAAAUGUUACAUAAUGAUUUUUAGGCCAGAGAUUAACACAAAAGCAUAUUUGCUUAAUAGAUUAUGA
Molecule: messenger RNA, 858 nt
Organism: Pelobates fuscus (common spadefoot toad)
Lineage: Eukaryota; Metazoa; Chordata; Amphibia; Anura; Pelobatidae
Product: vomeronasal type-2 receptor 26-like
Exons: 1
Coding region: 1-858 (285 amino acids)
Biological process (GO): G protein-coupled receptor signaling pathway
Cellular component (GO): plasma membrane
Molecular function (GO): G protein-coupled receptor activity
Source: RefSeq, a predicted model, not a curated record